Messenger RNA from Syzygium oleosum, 2054 nucleotides. RefSeq names its product ankyrin repeat-containing protein ITN1-like. The coding region runs from base 94 to 1950 and encodes 618 amino acids. The transcript has 5 exons. NCBI's taxonomy places the organism in Eukaryota, Viridiplantae, Streptophyta, Magnoliopsida, Myrtales, Myrtaceae. The record is from RefSeq and is a predicted model, not a curated record. Gene Ontology annotation, molecular function: protein binding.
ACAAAAUAUUUAGGACUAAAUUGGCAUUAAUAUAAAAGGUUUAGGACUUUUCUGACACUUUUCCCGAGAAAUUAGUAUUUGGGGCGGAUCUUCAUGAAAUCGUUCUUUUCUGGGACACUUCUCAAUGUCUGCAAGAAAAACGUAUUAACAAAAUGGCCUGAAAAGUUCGCAUGCAUUGCAGAAAUAUCGAAAGAGGAAGUGGAUGGACAGUGUUACCGACCAUUGUUGCGAGCUGCAUUCAAGGGUGAUUGGGAAUCUGCUAAAACAUUUUUCGAACGAGAUUCUGCUUUAAAGACGGCCAAAAUAACAAGCAGAUCAGAAACAGCGCUUCACAUAGCCGCCUUGAGUGCACGAGUCCAAUUUGUCAAGAACCUGGUUAAGCUCUUGCCUCCACAUUCGGAAGUGCUUGAAAUGGUUGAUUGUGAUGGCCGCACGGCCCUCCACAAUGCUGUCCUUUGUGGAAGGAUAAAGAUGAUCGAGGCAAUAGUCAGAUGUAAUCCCAAGUUGACGCAGCUUGCAGAUAAUAAAGGGCGUGUUCCUUUGGCAAUGUCUGCUCUGGAAUCUUCUAAGCAUAAGGAGAUUGCCUGGUUCCUGGCGAAAAAUACAACGGACGAUGGGCCAAGUCAUCCCUUCAGCAGUCCCUCUGCGAUUGAUUUCAUUUUGAAUCUCACUUACGCUGGUCAUCUUGAUAUCACCCUUUAUCUAGUUCGGCAAUACCCUCACUUACUUACCAAGAGAAGCAAAAAGUACGACAACCGAUCUAUAUUGGACGUGUUGGCGAGGAUGCAGUCUAACUUUCGCAGCGGAACCAGGCUCAAUGUUUUGGAAGAAUGGAUAUACAAAUGUAUUCCGGAGGACUUGAACUUCAAAACAACAGAUGAAUAUUCAAAUCCGGUUCCUAUAAUCAAGAGAGUUCACGAGGUGAAGUUGAGACACAUGGCGGCAAUUGAGUUGGCAAAACAAGUUUGCAGUGCAGUCUCUUCUAUGAGCACUACCGAGAUCACUGAUUUUUUCCAAAAGAGGGAGCCGCUGUAUCAAGCUACAAUCAAGGGAAUCAGUGAACUCGUGAAGCUCUGUAUUAUCUUUUUCCCGGAGCUUAUUCGUAUUUCGCCUUUAAAGAAGAGGUUGACGACACAUGCGGUGGAGUUUCGCCAAGAAAGGACUCUUAGACUCUUUCUGAAGGUAAGCUCAAUCAAUAAGUCGUCAUUUAUUUUAGCGCCUGCCCUGGGAGAAUCGAUGGGGAUCAUGGACGAAGUAGCACAGUACAAUCCUAAGUUCCAUGAUGCAACUAAUGUCUCCGGAGCAGCUUUUCAAAUGCAAAGGGAACUCCAAUGGUAUAAGGCCGUGGAAAUGUGGGUUAUCCCUUCUAUAAGAAGCUACCAAUUUAGAAAUGGCCCAACAUAUUGGGAUAAAUUCGUGGAGAAUCACAACAAAUUGCUUAAGGAGGGAGAGAAGUGGGUGAAGCACACAGCAAAUUCAUGUAUGCUUGUCUCAACUUUAAUUGCCACAGUAUUGUUCGCUGCUGCUUUCACUAUGCCUGGAGGCAAUGACGACAAAACUGGAGUCCCCUUGUUGUUAGGACAGGACUCUCUCCUGGUUUUCGCAAUUUCAGAUACGUUAGGUUUAUUCUCAUCCGUGACGGCCAUCUUGCUAUUCCUAGCCAUCUUAACUUCACGGUAUGAGCCAAAAGAUUUUCUCUUCUCGUUGCCUAAUAAGAUCAUAAUGGGGCUUUCUUCUCUCUUUCUUUCCUUGGCUUUCAUGCUGGUGGCCUUUGCUGCAACUCUCACAAUUGUGCUGGAUAAGAGACUAGAGUGGGUUCGCAUUCCCAUUACUUUGCUGACCUGUAUCCCCGUGGUUUUAUUCCUAGUACUACAGCUUCCCCUGCUAUACCAAAUGAUUCGAUCUACUUAUGGGCCGAGCAUCUUUCGGGCCGAGGAGAUUUGGGAGUGAGGCACAACUAUUGGAUGAGAUCACUUGAUUGACGAAUUUGAUUCGAGGGUACAGGUCUUCGUUAUAGUUGGUUGCAGUGGGGCCAAUCCGAUUUAAUGUAUUUG